UGAGAAAGAUGCGUUUAUUGUUGCACAAUGUGUUACAGUACAAUCUGCUGUACCAGGACCUGAAGAGACUCUCAAAGAAUGGAGAGUAUUUCUGCAAAGAGCUCUUGACUGUUUUUCAACAAAGAUCUGAUUUGGAGAUAAAUUAUUCUAAAGGACUUCAGAAAAUUGCAAACAAACUCCUUAGAGUCUCCAAAGAAAUGUGUGACAACUCCACAUAUCAAGCCUGGUCCUUUAUAUCAGAUGAGAUGUUCACCUCUGCAGAUGCCCACCGAAUACUCGGAAAUUCUCUCAACCAAGAUGCUAUUCAAGAAAUUCGUCAAAUCUUAGAUGAACACACCAAAAGAAAAAGACCGCUGGACAACACCAUUGAAAAAUCAGGAAAACUUGUUCUCACAAACUGGAAUGAGCAGAUCAAGCUGAAAAAGAAGCUGAUCGGGUUAACAAGAGAACACGAGGCGCUCUUUGACUUUGUGGAAAAAAAUAAGCAAAUCUGUACUGAGAAAGAGAAACAGAAGAUGUUCAACAGAUUAACCAAGUCAGCUGAGCUUCAGGCCAAAGUUGAUGAAGAAUAUUUCAAUAUCAAUAUGGACGGUCACCACAUCCGACUGAAGCUGGAGAACACCUUAAAAAAUUGCUUCCAGAUUGUUCAGGAACUGGAGAAGCAAAGAAUAGAGACACUAUCCAAUACUCUGAAUAAAUACAGUCUCUAUAUGAAUGCAUAUUCACAGACCGUCUUUCAUAGUCAUGAACAGAUUGAGCAGGCGGUCAGGAGAGUUGACAUAGAGACGGACAUCCAGUCACUGCUCGAGAACGCCAGCGGGACAGUCGACGAAAACAAGGCCGAAUUUCUGAUGGCUGACUACUUUGAGGAGGAAGGGAAAACAAUCAUGUCAAAGGACAGAAGAAAAGAUGCCAUUAGGACUAAACUUCACCGACUAGACGACAACAUCACAAAAACCAAAAGUGACAGAGAAGGUUUAGAGAAAAUGGUGAAAGUUUAUACCGAACAACCAAACUUCUCAAAUCAAAAGAAUUUGGAAGAAACGGAACAGUUGCUUGAUGAGGCCAUACUCAAACUAGAUCUUCUGGAGGCCACACACAGUAAGCUGAGCUUCUGUCUGGCCGAGUUGGAGGGUAAACCGAAAUCUCGACAUCGGUUUAGUGAAAGUAUUACUAAAUGGAAAGAUAAGGACUGUGAACACAGCGUCGUUCAGCUUUCUCGCCCGGUGAGAAUCAAAAAGACUCCAUUCAGAUCACGUCAGUUUAUGAGGAGCUCAAUGUUUAAGGGAUCUGCAAAAAGCGUGGCCACCAAGGAGAACCUAAGUGAAGAACCAAAUGAUGUCAAACAGAACACGAAUGGCGAGCUGAGCAGUGCAGUGAAUGGAACCAUGAUCUCGUCUGAAUCCUCAGAGGGUGCAGAAUUCAGCUCUAUAGGCAAAUGCAAGGCUUUAUACAGCUUUACAUCAGAACGAGAGGAUGAGCUAAACAUAAAUGAAGGAGAUGUACUUGAGCUUUUCCAGAAAGAUGAAACGGGCUGGUGGUUUGGGGAGCUGAAUGGACAGAGAGGACAUUUCCCUUCUACUUAUGUUGAAGAACUUCCUGUUUUCAUUGAAACAAAGUCAUCAGAGGCUUAACUCCAAAUGAGCGCAAGAAGAACCAGAUGUCCUGUUCAGAUCUACACAAUCAUGAUUCAUUAAUACUGUAGGGUUCAACUCCUCAUUCACACAUUUUAAUCAAUUAUUUUCUUAGUUUUGAUUAUCAGAUAACAUUUUGAAUUCCAUUGAUUUUAAAAAUCAUUCAUUUUAAUAAACCGACUCACGUGAACACAUGCAUCAAAGCCUGGUUUCGAGAGAGUUAAAAUGCAUGUUUGAGCUGUCUAAUCUGAAAACAACUUGCACUGACUUAUCUUAAAACAUAAUCACUAACAUUGUUUUAUCUAAGUUAAAUUUAUAAAAGCUUAUUAAAUAUCCUAAUUUAUCUAAGGUCUAAUCCUGACUAAAGUCUUGUCUCUGAAACCAAGCCUGUAUAUUUUAAUUAAUAUAUAUUAUAUUGAACUGUAACACAUGGUUGCAUUUGUUAGCAUUAGUAAAUGCAUUAGUUAACAUGAACAAUAUAAUUUUACAUAUAGUUUAAUAUAGUUAUACAUUUUUGUUAAUGUUAGUUUUGUGUCAAUGUCAUUGUUCAGGUUUGUUUACUUCAUUCAUUAAUAUUAGGGUUACAAUUUUUGAUUUUAUAAAUGCAUUAUUUAAGGCUGAAAUUGACAUUAAUAUUAAUAAAUAGGCAUGGGCCGGUUACCGGUGUCAAGGUAUACCGAGGUUUCAAAACCACAAAAGUUUUCUGUGAUACUGUUUUCAAGGUAUGAACUGUGAAAUUCAUGUUUACAUUUCAAUUACAUCUUUUUGAAAGAAUAUUAUAAUUUAUAGGCUUUAUUUUUAUCUGGCAUAAACAUUGUAUGUUGCUUAAAAUUAGGGAUGCACAUUUUGGGUAAUUUUCCCAUUGCAGUUAUUGAUGCUAAUAUUGCGAUGUGCGGUUAUAAUAAAUGGUAUCAUGAGUCAACUUGAUGGGUUUUAAGGAAAAUGCACACACAGUUUAGUGAUAAUGCUAAAAUACGUAUUUGUAAAACUAGAAAUGUUUUCCACAU
Paramisgurnus dabryanus is the source of this 2641-nucleotide messenger RNA. It is a transcript of the gene nostrin, whose product is annotated as nitric oxide synthase trafficking. Lineage: Eukaryota; Metazoa; Chordata; Actinopteri; Cypriniformes; Cobitidae. Gene Ontology annotation, molecular function: protein binding. The record is from RefSeq and is a predicted model, not a curated record. Gene Ontology annotation, cellular component: plasma membrane; cytoplasm.